GUGUGUGUGUGUGUGUGUGUGUGUGUGUGUGUGUGUGUGUCAGUUGGACAGUAGAACACGCCCAACCUCCUGCAGCUAUGGAAUUCCUACUGAGAGACAACGUGUCUCAGCCUGGCUAGCCAGCACCCAACAUUCAGUCCCACACACACAGUCACACUCACUGACUUUUGAAAAUACACAUUAAGGCUGGACCGGGUCUAAUUUUAUCCUGUCGGAACAAGAAUACACUCGUCCCAUCCAAGAUCGCCGAGGAAUGAGGCAGCCUGCUAAGACUCGCCCUCAGAUGAGAGACAGAGGGGUUAGGAGACGGUGAGAGAGCGAAGGAGAUAGAGGAGCACCGGAGAAAGCGGUGCAUACACUCGCUGGGAAUACUAUACAGUUUUUAUUGUUUACAUGGUCUUCUGUAAGACGCAGAAGAGGCCACAAACAGGUGUACGUGUGUGUAGAUGUGUGACAGCGGAGUGUGUGAGGACAAGCCCCCCGCCCCCCCUGUCAGGAUGAGCAGCCAAGGAGGAGGAGCCAAGGACCCCCAGUCGGCCAAUCACAGCUCUCGGCCGCUGCCGUCUGUGCCUGAGGAGAGGAAGUCUAGAAACAAGAUCAUCUCCAUGUUUGCCUCUGAGAAAGGAGGCAGGAAGAAGGACCGGGACAAGGACAGACCUGAGAUCUCCUCCCCCUCCGACUUUGAACACACCAUCCAUGUGGGAUUUGACUCAGUCACUGGAGAGUUCACUGGCAUGCCGGAGCAGUGGGCCCGUCUCCUUCAAACCUCCAACAUCAGUAAAUCAGAACAGAAACAGAAUCCUCAAACUGUUCUCGACAUCCUCAAGUUCUACGACUCCACCAGUGGAAAACAGAAAUACCUCAGUUUUUCCGCCUCAGAUAAAGACUCGCAGUCGCCAGGCAAGCAGGGCACAGCGACCUCCCCAUCAGGUGGCAAAGAUGGAGACGAUGAUGAUGACGACACACCCCCUCCAGUGGUGGCACCGCGGCCAGAACACACAAAAUCAGUGUACACGAGGUCGGUGAUAGACCCGCUCCCAGCUCUAGAGGUAGACGGCGCCUCCAAGGCAGCUGACAGACAGAAGAAGAAGGGAGGAGGCAAGAUGACUGACGAGGAGAUCAUGGAGAAGCUCAGAACUAUUGUCAGCAUUGGAGAUCCCAAGAAGAAAUACACUCGCUAUGAGAAGAUCGGCCAGGGGGCGUCUGGCACAGUUUAUACAGCCAUAGAUGUCGCCACAGGACAGGAGGUGGCCAUCAAACAGAUCAACUUGCAGAAGCAGCCGAAGAAGGAGCUGAUUAUCAAUGAGAUCCUGGUCAUGAAGGAGAUGAAGAACCCCAACAUUGUCAACUUCGUAGAUAGUUUCCUCGUAGGAGACGAGCUUUUCGUGGUGAUGGAGUACCUGGCUGGUGGCUCCCUCACUGAUGUUGUGACGGAGACGUGCAUGGACGAGGCUCAGAUCGCAGCCGUCUGCAGAGAGGUCCUCCAGGCUCUGGAGUUUCUUCACGCCAACCAGGUCAUCCACAGAGACAUCAAGAGUGACAACGUAUUGCUGGGGAUGGACGGAUCAGUCAAACUCACUGACUUCGGCUUCUGUGCCCAGAUCACUCCAGAGCAGAGCAAACGUAGCACCAUGGUGGGAACCCCGUACUGGAUGGCUCCAGAGGUGGUGACCAGGAAAGCCUACGGCCCCAAAGUGGACAUUUGGUCUCUGGGGAUCAUGGCCAUAGAGAUGGUGGAGGGAGAGCCUCCAUACCUCAACGAGAACCCUCUCAGGGCAUUGUAUUUAAUCGCCACCAAUGGGACUCCUGAGCUGCAGAGUCCAGAGAAGCUGUCUCCUGUCUUCAGAUCUUUCCUGUCCCGCUGUCUGGAGAUGGAUGUGGAGAAACGAGGAUCAGGCAGAGAACUGCUGCAGCACCCAUUCCUGAAGCUGGCCAAGCCUCUGUCCAGCCUCACCCCGCUCAUCCUGGCAGCCAAGGAGGCCAUGAGGAGCAAUCGCUAAAUCCCAGUCUCUCAGGACUAUAAGAGCGGAUGCCAACGACAGCCAAACCAGCCGUUAUCUUCUCCUGCGUUUGAUGACCAUCAGCAACCUGCUAGUUUUUUUUUUUUUGUUUUUUUUUUUUGCCCCAGAGGUUCACAAAACUCCUCUGCGGUGUUUCUGUACUGGUGCCAGAUUUCUCCUUCCCUUUUUUUGUGCCUUGUUCUAAAGCCGCAUAUCACAGCCAUAAGGUGUUUUUUCUAUUUGUUGCAGCCAGAGCAUGUGUGUGUGUGUGUUGUUGUUGAUGUUGACACUGGUUACUUACUACAGUAUGCAUAUUAGGAAUGUGGUUUCACUGUUGCAAAGGUUCAAGAUUAUUCACACAUCAAGUGCCAUAUUCACAAAAACAUCUAAUCAGUCCUUUGGAGGCAUUUCGGUAUGAGGAAUGCCAAUGCUAGUCCAACUUCUUCAGGGCUGCAAACUGGUUUGCGAGUUAUGCAAACCAUCAUCUCUGCUGUUACUGGAUUGUUUGAAUUUGUUGGUGAGCUGUCAUCAAAAUAUGCUUCAAUAUAAAAGACGUUGUGCAUUAGCUGCAGCAGGUAAUGACUUCAGAGGUAACUUUUAAUGCCAAUUUGCUCUGUGAAUUACUCUUUGGCGUAGUUUGAGAAGAAGUUGCUCUUAUUUUGAGCCUUUUCUUCGGCCAGUUAGGAGCUUCUCUCAGCUAUGAGACAUAUUAUUAUUAUUAUUAUUAUUAUUAUUAUUAUUAUUAUUAUUAUUAUUAUAGCAAAUAUUUUUUUUAUAGUACAUUACAUUUUUUCUAUCGGAUAUAAGUUUUAUCACUUGAGAUAUCUCACAAUAUCCCAAGAAUUUUGGUGUGUGGAGAGACUGGAACCGUUGCAACUUGUUACCACUGUUGCUGUUUUUAUGGCUACACAUGUGCUUCCUGACCGGGUCCAAUAGCUUUGAAAGUGGCGUGGAAAACUAUAGAGUGUACCAAUACUGUGCUGUACUGUAGCCCACACCAUCGGGACAACGCAGCGGAAAAGCCAUACCAGUAUGUCCUUGUUUACCCUGUACGUCACUGGAAUGGGAUUCAAGUUUUUGUACAUGAAACGUUCAAUUAUUCAGCUGUUACCAGGCACCAAAAUACACUAUCGUCAAUGGACUUGACUCAGACUUCACACACCUCUGCUGUCAAACUCUCUGUGCAGACUCUUCUGCACACUAUGCAAAGCCGUCUGAACACUCACCAUGUUUCUUCUAGAUGUUCUGUCUUUAGCUGUCCCUUUUACAAUAGAUGCCUUACUGUUGGUGUGUUGGUGCGAGUUCGACACAAAAACUGUAUGAAAAUGUUUGUUUGAAUGCGUUGGAACUGGAGGAAGACUUUGAAUUCUUUUUGUAUAUCAUGUGUUGGUGAUGUCCUGUAUUUUAUUUUUUUUUUAUUUUAACAGCUUUUAAAAAGUAUGUUUAUCAUUGUUUCAUAUUUGUAACUAACACAACAGAAGACAUUUUCUUUGUGUACCAAUUCAUCCUCGGUUCACUGAAACUGUGUAAUUAUGGACUCCAAACCAUAAAAUGCGUUGAUAAGCCUGAGACAAUCGAGCCACACCUGAGUCAAGCAGUGUUUGGAAGUGAUGUUUUAACUUUGAGUACUAAAUGAGAUGGGGUUGAGAUGAGAUGUUCCAGUUUAGACAAUCCCUGGAAAGCAUUUAAAAAACAUUUACUGCCUUAAACAGAUGCACGAUGAUGUAAAACCCGCUCGAAUGGUACUCAACAGGUUGACACGCAUACGGAGUACUUGCAAAUACUAUUAACAGGCUGGAAAACACUUAUGUGGCCUUUGACCUGAAAACACAUUCCAGUUAUACGUUUAAUAUGAGUGAUUGAAGAGUUUAAACAUGAUUGUGUUGUUAAUCAUGAAACCAACAACUUCUGGCGUUGAAUAUCAUCCAUACAGUAUGUAAAUUAUUAUUAAAGGUGGACCUAAGA
Anarrhichthys ocellatus (wolf-eel) is the source of this 3965-nucleotide messenger RNA. RefSeq names its product serine/threonine-protein kinase PAK 2-like. Gene Ontology annotation, molecular function: protein serine/threonine kinase activity; ATP binding. Gene Ontology annotation, biological process: protein phosphorylation. Bases 447 to 2000 code for a protein of 517 amino acids. The record is from RefSeq and is a predicted model, not a curated record. The transcript is spliced from 15 exons. Lineage: Eukaryota; Metazoa; Chordata; Actinopteri; Perciformes; Anarhichadidae.